CAUCACAUGCGCUCGUCAGCAGCCGCACACGCACUACCAUACUCUCGCGCGGCGGCCGUCCGUCCCGUUCCGUCUCGUCACGUCUCGAGCACGCUCCUCGAACUUGGCCGAUCUACAAGAAACUUAAAAACAUUUAUUAUCAGUUAUCACACCUACGUAUGUGUUUUUUAAAAUGUCGUCGACGGAUGUAUCAUAAUAUUAUUAUGUUGUAAACGCAUCACUCUCAAGACUCGUCUCGAGGGGAAAAUCGUAUAAAUUAUAUGGCAUUUACUAUACGAUGUAAUACGCGACUGUCGCUUAUAAUAUAAGCUUUGCACAUUCUGUCGUUCUAUCUCGCCGUAUUAAUUUAAUUUAAAGACAUAUUAUAUUGAUACGAUUCAAUUUCAAACCGUUUGCUCGUUUUUGUGCGCUCGGAUAAUACGUGUUUUUGUGUGUGUGUGUCGUUUGCAGCCGUCGCAUAAAUGGUCAGGAAACCGAAAGACGUGAACAUGAUAUCGGCAAAACCUAAUAGCAAAAUGAAUGAUCACGUGGCUCGGCUGCGGGUGGUGCAAGAGGUAUCAUCUCGAAACAGUUCAGCCAGCUGGAAUAGUUCGUGUACGUUUUCGACCGAGCAGAGUUUUCAAGAUCAACCAAGACCACCGGUGUACAACGUAGAAGACUAUGCAGGGUCCUUGCGAAAAUUUGGAAAGAGAGGGCCUACGUCCGACGUUAACAAUGGUGACUCACAUGAACCGAAGGAAACCGAAAUGACUCUAAAAGAAUUCACGUCAGCUACUGAGUUACUGGAAAAAUUGAGUGCUGACCUGAAACUUGCGUAUUUCAGCUUUGUACAAGAAUUCGUCGGUGACCCAAUAGAUGGAGUCACGCUGUUGCUGGAACUCCUGAAAACGAUCCAACAAAACGGCACACAAACAAAGUGCACGCCAGCAAACCAGCGCCGUAUCACAUUAGACGAAAACGCGUGCCUGCAAUGUUUGAAGUAUUGCAUGCGUUGUCAGGAUGCGGCUAGAAAAUUGGCGAUAUCUCCUGCCGGACUGUACACACUUGCCGCAUGCAUCAUGAGUACUGUCAAUCAAUCUCGAUUACUGACUCUGGAGUUACUGACCAAGGCAUGUUGUGAAUCGGGUACUGUAGAUGGACACAAUACGGUUUCGGACGCAAUGAGUACGAUGCGACUUAGAUUUGCUGAGCCCGUCAGGUUCAGAUUUUUAGUGGGAAUGAUGUCCGGUAGCGGUAGUUCCGGUAUGGAACUGUUGUUGGCUGGUUUAAAGUUUAUAAACGCCUUCACUGAAACGUGUCCGGAUCUUCAGACAAAGUUUUAUGUGCAAGCCGAACUCAAACAAGCUGGUUUCAAACCUGCAGCUAUAUUAAAAAAUAUUUCCAACAAAUCUCCACUAUUGAGCUCAGUCUCAGAUGAGAUAUACAGGUGGCAAAAAAAUUUCAUAAAUGUUGAAUCACUAAAAAGACAGCACGACGAGGUCAUCAGAGAAGCUAAGUCUCUUAGAGAGAAAGUAGUCAUGCUAGAAAAAAAAAUUCACCUUCUCCAAGAAGAGAAACGUGUAAUUUCUUCACGCAAAGACCACGUUGAAAGUUCACAAAAGAAUAAAAUUGAAGGCGGUGGUAAUUCUGCCGAAGACGAAGGUAUAAGUUCUUCCGAACAAGACGACUGUGAAGAGGAAGUAACAUCAAAGAAAAUUAAGGUUCCCUACAAGAUGUACAGCGUAUCACAAGGUGACACUACCAUCGAGGAAGUGCUCGAAGACUUCGAUAAGGUUAUAAACGAUGCGUCCACUGAGUCAGGUGAUGGACGGAAAAUGUCUUCAGUGAGCAGUGACAACUCCAAACGGUAUUACGAGUAUUCCGACACGGAUGACGUGGUCAUCAUUCCUACCAGAAUCGUUCCCGAGCCACCAAGGCGGUCCAGGAGCCUAUUCAUGAACAAAAACUUCGAAGUCAACCCGUUUUUCGAGGAUGAUGAAGAGAGCGUCGACUCCGAGUGCGCUUACGACGAAGAUGAUGACGAAGUUAAGUCCAAAAUAAAACGGAGUGAAACGUUUCAUUCGGUCCAGAAACAGAUAAAACGAUUCUCGGACCUGGCGUUGCACAGUCACCGCGUG
Messenger RNA from Diuraphis noxia (Russian wheat aphid), 2117 nucleotides. It is a transcript of the gene mwh, whose product is annotated as multiple wing hairs. Gene Ontology annotation, molecular function: small GTPase binding; actin filament binding. Gene Ontology annotation, biological process: cell migration; cortical actin cytoskeleton organization; regulation of cell shape. Gene Ontology annotation, cellular component: cytosol. The record is from RefSeq and is a predicted model, not a curated record. NCBI's taxonomy places the organism in Eukaryota, Metazoa, Arthropoda, Insecta, Hemiptera, Aphididae.